UUGUAUGUAUGUUUGUACAUAUGUAUGUGUAUGUAUGUAUGUGUGUGUGUAUGUAUGUGUGUGUGUAUGUAUGUGUGUGUAUGUAUGUGUAUGUAUGUAUGUGUCCUUAUAUGCUUUCAUUUCUCUGUCUGUGCGUGUGUGUGUGUAUUUGUACAUACGUGCGCAAGUUUACAUUAUGUCUGUGUGUAUGUAUGUGUGUAUGUCUGUCUGCGUGUUUGUCUGUCUAUCUAUCUGUGUGUGUGUGUGUGUGUUUUUGCGUGCCCAAAUUUACAUUCCGUCUGUGUGUGUGUGUGUGUGUGUUGUAUGUGUGUGUGCGUGUGUGUGUGUGUGCGUGGUGUGUCUUUUGUUGGUGACCGAUAUGCCAGCGUCCAAAUGAUGUUGAUGUUCAUGAAGCUCCAUUAUGCGAUCCAUACUAACAAAUCAUCAAUUUAUCUUCAUUUCGUGUGUGUUUGUGUGUGCGCGUGUAUGUGCACGCAUACCUGUGUGUAUGUGUUGUGUGUCUGUAGAUAA
Helobdella robusta is the source of this 510-nucleotide messenger RNA. RefSeq lists its product as hypothetical. The record is from RefSeq and is a predicted model, not a curated record. The annotation marks the transcript as partial. The transcript is spliced from 3 exons. NCBI's taxonomy places the organism in Eukaryota, Metazoa, Annelida, Clitellata, Rhynchobdellida, Glossiphoniidae.